AUGGAAGUGACGCUGAAGGUUCUGCUUCAAGCAACAUUCAAUCAUACAGGGAAAGAUGCAACCGGCCCGUAUGACGUCAUCUACGUGUCGAGGCGGCUGUGUGUGAAGUCUGUGCAUGGUCGUACCACCAUGUCCGUCACUGGCUGCCCCGGCGAUGGCCCCGGCGGUGGCUCCAACAGCACCGGCCGCGGCCGCAGCAGCAGCCGCGGCGACCCAGCUGAUGGUCCCAAGGCCGACGACGGCUCCGACAGCGACGGCCCCAACAGCCCCAACGGCCCCAACAGCCCCAACGGCCCCAACAGCCUGAACGACGGCCCCAACGGCGGCCCCAGCGGCCCCAACGACGGCCCCAACGGCGGUCCCAGUGGCGGCCCCAGCGGCCCCAACAGUAGCCCCAACGGCACCAACGACGGCCCCAACGGCAGUCCCAGCGGCCCCAACAGUGGCCCCAACGGCCCCAGCGGCGGCCCCAGCGGCGGCCCCAGCGGCGGCCCCAGCGGCCCCAACAGUGGCCCCAACGGCACCAACGACGGCCCCAACGGCAGCCCCAGCGGCCCCAACAGUGGCCCCAGCGGCGGCCCCAGCGGCGGCCCCAGCAGCCCCAACAGUAGCCCCAACGGCACCAACGACGGCCCCAACGGCAGCCCCAGCGGCCCCAACAGUGGCCCCAACGGCCCCAGCGGCGGCCCCAGCGGCGGCCCCAGCGGCCCCAACAGUAGCCCCAACGGCACCAACGACGGCCCCAACAGCAGCCCCAGCGGACCCAACAGUGGCCCCAACGGCCCCAGCGGCGGCCCCAGCGGCGGCCCCAGCGGCCCCAACAGUAGCCCCAACGGCAGCCCCAGCGGACCCAACAGUGGCCCCAACGGCCCCAGCGGCGGCUCCAACGGCCCCAGCGGCAGCCCCAACGGCCCCAACGGCAGCCCCGGUGGCGGCCCUGAAGGCCCCGGCGAAGGCCCCGGCGACGGCCCCGGCAGCCCCUGUGGCAGACCCAGCGGCGGCCCAGAAGGCCCCGGUGACGGCCCCAACAGCGCCCCCAACGGCGGCCCCGGUGGCCCCAGCGGCCUCUGUGGCGGACCCAGCGGCAGCCCCAACGGCCCCAACGGCAGCCCCGGUUGCGGCCCCGGCAGCCCCAAAGGCCCCAGCGACGGACCCUGCGGCGGCCCCGGACCUGGCUGCCCCGCCGACUCCGGAGGCCGGAUGCUCUUCGAGCACAUCCAUCACCUCUACAUGCUCAGGGUCCCCCUCGGAGAUAGCCACGUCCAUCACCUCCACAUGCUCAGGGGUCCCCCUCGGAGAUAG
Messenger RNA from Conger conger (European conger), 1302 nucleotides. Its product is annotated as collagen alpha-1(III) chain-like. NCBI's taxonomy places the organism in Eukaryota, Metazoa, Chordata, Actinopteri, Anguilliformes, Congridae. Bases 1 to 1302 code for a protein of 433 amino acids. The transcript is spliced from 4 exons. The record is from RefSeq and is a predicted model, not a curated record.